GUCAUCUAUGAAUGCUUGUUAAUAUUGUUAUGCCUUGACAGUACUGAGAUCUUAAAUUAAAUUACAUUUUAGAUGUAAAGAGUCAAAUCAUAUAAACUAAACAUUUUAUAGUUAAUCAAAAGUAAUGAAACUAAAAUUAACUCCACUUUCCCACUGGGCCUCCUUCAAAGUGCCUGUGUACAGAGGGCCGAUAAACACCUAUGUGAUAUGUAACUCUAGCUCUUUCUUAGGAUAAAUUUCCUGUAUUUACUGGCUCUUUUUCAGCUAGAUAAACACCGUCAAAUAUACACAUGACACAUUUAUCUUUCUUCAAAAUUUAAUUAUUUUGCACAUUUAAGACAAAUGGUUUUAUUUCUGUUAUACAAAAACACAAGUUUGGUUGUCCGUCAAAGUAAUCGAAGCUCCCUGGGAUUUCCAAUGAAAGCCAUCCUUUGAAAUGCCUAAGAUGAGAACAUUGAUGUGAUGCAAAAUGACUAAAAAUAGAAACCACUGAUAUUUAAAAGGCUUGCAAAACAGUCUGAGUCUCUAUACAGCACACAGAGUUUAGCAUUAUUAAGAGUCUGUUUCUUUAGAGAGGGGCACAAAUUACUGAUUCAAUGAAUUGCAUUAGUCGUGGUGGUUGCUACCUGGUGAACUCCUUAUGUGAUGUUCAAGAGGAAAACCACUUGACAAAGGAGCGCUACCAGGCUUCUUGGAUAAGUCUGGUGAUAGAAACCAGACCACAAUACAGGCAAACCCUGUCAGACAAAAACUGUAUUGGCAAAGAGAGUUAUGAGCAGCAACAGGUGGUCCACUUUAUUGUUGAGAGGAAUCUCAACCAGACACUGAAGCUGAGGAGCAGAGACAGAGACAUGACAGAGCACCAGUUACCAAUUCUCCAGAAAAUCAGAGGUCGUGUCAAAGAAGAAAACACCGGUGAAUUCUCAAAACAAAAGAGAGAAAUAGAGAGGACUGGAGAAGACCACAGUAAACCUGUUCAAACCAACUUCAAGGCUGUCAGCUUGAUGCCUUUACCUCGGGAAAUGUCUUUGGGAUAGAGGAGAGAGUAACUUUAUUGUUCACAUGCAAAUAAUCUGGGGAAAAAAAGUUACACUCUUGAGUAAAUUAUGAUGUUGUGGUAUUAUUUUUAAUUAACUUUUAUGAACCUCAACCAUGUCACAAAAUAAAAUAUUUGCUUCUAAUA
Molecule: messenger RNA, 1183 nt
Organism: Boleophthalmus pectinirostris (great blue-spotted mudskipper)
Lineage: Eukaryota; Metazoa; Chordata; Actinopteri; Gobiiformes; Gobiidae
Product: telethonin
Exons: 2
Coding region: 597-1037 (146 amino acids)
Biological process (GO): detection of muscle stretch; sarcomerogenesis; skeletal muscle contraction
Cellular component (GO): Z disc
Molecular function (GO): protein-macromolecule adaptor activity; structural constituent of muscle; titin Z domain binding
Source: RefSeq, a predicted model, not a curated record